AUGGCAAAGUUUGUUAACACCAAAUUCCUCUUCAGAACCGGCCUUUAUAAAAUCAUCUCCCAGUUUGCUUCCCUGGAAAACGUCGUUCCGUCAUAUGUGCGAAUUACGGGCGAAGAUCAGUGCCAUGAUAUCAGUACUUUCACCAAACAGCACCAAACUUAUCCCAGCAAACCCUCAGGUCGAGCCCUCUGUGCUCCAAUCGUUUCUCAGAUGCAUGCUGACACACAAUGGCAAAUCCCGCAUUCUCUACACACCAAGUACAUGUUGAGUCCGCGAGCGUAUUCACUUCGGCGGAUACAACGGUACGGUCAUGGAUGCAGUGCGUCGUCGUUACCCGAGCAGCGCGACAAGCGACGAAACGUACAGUCCAUUGUCGGGGAAGACAUGUCAUUCUACGAACCUACCAGAAAGGACAAACAGUUCUUGAUAAGUGGCUCGGGCGCGCCAUCUAAAUCCAAAAAAUGA
Messenger RNA from Neurospora hispaniola, 465 nucleotides. RefSeq lists its product as uncharacterized. NCBI's taxonomy places the organism in Eukaryota, Fungi, Ascomycota, Sordariomycetes, Sordariales, Sordariaceae. The transcript has 2 exons. The record is from RefSeq and is a predicted model, not a curated record. The coding region runs from base 1 to 465 and encodes 154 amino acids.